AUGGUAAUGGUGAUCGACACACUUGCAGAAACAGCUAUUUCUAACCUGUUGGGGGCUGUAACCAGUUUGUUGAAAGAGAAGGUGGACCUCAUACGGAAUGCCAAAGACGAUCUCAGAAAGCUCAAUAGGAAGCUGGAACGGUUGCAGAAGGACCUCAAAGCCACGGAUUGCAAGCCGUUUUUCAGCACUGAGCGUGACAGAGAUCUAGAGAUAGAGCUGAAGGACAUUUUCUACGAUGCACAGGACAUCAUCGAAGAAUACCAAAACAUAGUUUAUCUCAGCAAAAGGGAGAAGGAUUCUAUGACUUCAUUGAACAAGGUAAGAAAGCCCUGGAUCACUCUGUGCUCUUGCUUUAAAGAACAUGUAUCUGCUUCUUACCAACUAGGCAAUGAAAUUAAAAAGAUAAACCAAAGGCUUGAUGAAAUAGAAAACGAUAGUAAAAUGGUGGAUUUGCUCAAUACAACACCAAAAGAGAGUGGUGGUGGGGGUCCUAUUGGUGAUGAACAUAACAAUCCUCCAGAGACAACCCAUCACAUAAGUACUGCACAACCACCCAUAGGCAGGGCAAACGAUAAGGAGAAAGUAAAAGAACUAUUGUUUGAUGGCUCUACGGAGAAUAGUGUGUUAGGAAGACGUGGUGUUUCUAUUGUAUCCAUUGUAGGUCAAGGUGGGAUUGGGAAAAGUACUCUUGCAAAAAUGGUUUUUAAGGAAGCCGAAGAACAGUUCGGGAAACACAGAUGGUGGGUUUGUGUUUCAGAUAAGCCAAACCGUACAGGUUUGCUGCAAAAGAUACUAAAGGAAGUAUGCAAGGAAUCAGAAAGAGAACUUGAGGGUAUCACUUCCUUGAGUGACUUGUGCACACAAUUACAGAGUGAGCUCUCGAAGAGCAGGUUUUUGUUGGUCUUAGAUGAUGUGUGGGAAUUAGGUUGGUGGACGGGAGAGAUAGAGAACACCCUGAUGGGAGGUGCAAAGGCGAGCAAGAUUUUGAUCACCAGUAGAAAUGUUGAAGUAUCCCAAGGGAUUGGUGCUAAAAUGCAUAAAUUACCAGAAAUGACUUUCGAGGAAAGUUGGAGGUUAUUUCUGGAUGUGGCAUUGAAAGAAGAAAGUGAGUUGGUGAGUCACAAUUUGAAAGGUAUUGGGGAGAGGAUCGUGGCCAAGUGUGGUGGGUUGCCGCUUGUAAUCCAAACGGUAGGGUCCUUAAUGCGUACAAAAAGGAUGACCAAAGCUGUCUGGGAAAGCAUUGAGAAGAGUGAGAUCUGGGAAUGGAAGAUGCCUGCCUCAUCACCAUCUUCUGAAAUAUAUGGUAGCAUUCUUCCUGGUCUCAUGCUGAGCUAUGAUGGCUUGUCACAUGAUUUGAAGAAAACUGAAUAUAAGGAAAUCAAACUGCAUGACAUUUUGCAUGACCUUGCCUCGUAUAUAGGUGGAAAGGAAUAUACCCAUGCCUUUGCUACUGGGCACACCCGCCAUCUAUCACUACUUGGUGUAUAUGAUGCAGAAGCGGCCAUGAACUAUAAUGCCUUAGGAGCAGCAAAUAAGGUGCGGACAUUGUUGACUGAAUACUUGUCAUUGUUGGAAUUAACCAAUUUCAAGUGGUUGAGGAUGUUGUCGUUGAUUAGUUGUCAGAUGGAUGAGCUACCAAACUCCAUUGGAUGCCUUUCACUUCUAAAAUGUCUCGAUCUAUUCCGGUCUCAAGUGAGACGAUUGCCCAAGUCAAUUGGCAAACUCUGUAACUUGCAAACAUUGGAUUUAAGUUUUAGUCAAAUUGAAGAGUUGCCUGAGGAAAUGGGUGAACUAUGCAACUUGAGGUAUCUUGGGCUGAAAGGAACAGCGUGUUUGGAAUUCAUAGCUGAAGGCUUGGGGAAGCUUACCAAUUUACGGACCUUGCAUAAGUUUCUGGUAUGCGAUGACAAAGGGGACACAAGAGGAUGCAGUAUUGGGGAACUAAAAGACUUGAAGAAACUGAGAGGGGAAUUGUUAAUAGAAGGUUUGGGUGGGGAAAGGGUGAAAGUAAUUGAUGCAAAGAAAGCACAGCUUAAGGAGAAGCAUGAGCUAAAUGAUGUGGAAUUAAAGUUCAAGGUGGGAGAGGAUGACAAAGUGGAUAGUGCUUCUGAACACAAGAAUUUGCUAGAGGCUUUGGAACCUCCACAUGGCAUAGAGAGGUUGGGAAUUUAUGAUUAUGAAGGAGAUAGGCCUGCGUGGUUUUUGGACACCACCAACUAUGUGGAGCUGCAGACACUACGCCUAGAACGUUGCCCAUUGUUGGCAACGGUGGUAGGAAUUCAAUCAUUGGAAAAAUUGGAGGUCAGGGCCUGCCCGACAUUGUGUGAAUUGCCAAGCAUGCCUUUUCUAAAGUCAUUGGAGGUAAACGGAUGUAAUGGGCUGAAGACCCUCGCUAAUAUGCCGGCCUUGCAGUCGUUGGAGGUGGAUAAAUGUGGCAGCCUAGAGGAAAUAGCUGAGAUGCCUGCACUCAGAUCACUGUGGGUGUAUGGAUGUAAUAUGCUGAAGACUCUGGCUAAUAUGCCGGCCUUGGAGUCAUCGGAGGUGAGAGAAUGUGGCAGCCUAGAGGAAGUAGCUGAGAUGCCUACUUUGGAGUCGUUGUUCGUGAUAGAUUGUGGCAGCCUAGAGCAUGUAGCUGAGAUGCCUGCACUCAGGUCAUUGACUGUGUUCGGAUGUAAUAUGCUGAAGACUCUUGCUAACAUGCCGUCCUUGGAGUCGUUGGAGGUGGAUGAAGGUGGCAGCCUAGAGGAAAUAGCUGAGAUGCCUGCUCUCAAGUCGUUGAGGUUGUGCGGAUGUAAUGGGCUGGAGACUCUUGCUAACAUGCCUGCCUCCUUGGAGUUGCUGGAUGUGAGAGAUUGUAACGCUCUGAAGCAGCUCCCUACUCACCUUCCUUCACUUGAGGAACUGAGAGUAUGGAAUGUGGCUAACUGGGAGGGGUGGCCAGCAGCUGGAUCAGGAGAAACAACAUUUACAUCUAUGCCAUGCCUAAGAGAGGCGGAUUUUACUAAUUGUCCCAAGAUGCAGACAGAAGGCUUGAUUGAUGAGCUGGCAGGGCUUGAUGGUCAAGCGACUCAACUCCAAGAGCUGACAGUGUGUGAUUGCCCAAAUGCAAGAUUGGGAUGGAAAUUGCUUCAACAACUGCCUAACCUCAUUAAGUUAACGUUGAAUUCAGAAUCAGCAGUACUGCCAUCGGAGGUAUCAACAAUUUUACCCUCCCUCAAGGCUCUACAUUUGAAGGACAACAAUACUGGUGAGCUGAAAUGGGGAAAGGUGCCUGACUGGGUGUGGGCUCUCUCCCAACUGGAGGAAUUGUGCCUAGGAUGUUUCACUGAGGACAUCAGCUUGGGAGGCCACUGGCAAUGCCUCCUGAAACUAAGAAACCUAGAGCUUUAUGACUUCCCCAAUCUCAAAUCUCUUGUGGACGUCAAUAAUAUUACUCCCCAACAAAAAGAAACAUGUCCCACCUAUGCAAAGCAACGGAUUGCCUGCCUCUCGAAGCUUCAAAAGUUGUUUAUUUCCAGAUGCCCCGCACUCGAUCUGCCUCAGGAGUUGAGAGACCAUCUUGGAGAAAGGUUAAUAGAAAGAGAUGAUUAG
Molecule: messenger RNA, 3591 nt
Organism: Nymphaea colorata (pocket water lily)
Lineage: Eukaryota; Viridiplantae; Streptophyta; Magnoliopsida; Nymphaeales; Nymphaeaceae
Product: disease resistance protein RGA2-like
Exons: 2
Coding region: 1-3591 (1196 amino acids)
Molecular function (GO): ADP binding; protein binding
Source: RefSeq, a predicted model, not a curated record